Motacilla alba alba is the source of this 1290-nucleotide messenger RNA. RefSeq names its product F-box/WD repeat-containing protein 7-like. Lineage: Eukaryota; Metazoa; Chordata; Aves; Passeriformes; Motacillidae. The transcript is spliced from 7 exons. The record is from RefSeq and is a predicted model, not a curated record. Bases 142 to 1290 code for a protein of 382 amino acids.
GCCGGCUGGCCCCGCCCCCGCGCGAAAGCACCAAUAAAGCCGCUGCUUCCUCUCAGCUACGCCUGCGCGUCGGGGGGCGGGGCCGCGCCUGCGCGGUGCUGUCGGGCCUGCGCGGCGGCAGCGCCCGGGACCGGUACCGGGAUGUCGGGGCCGGGCCCCGCCGGGGCCAAGCUCGACAUCAACCGCGCCGGCGUGGCCGAGCUGGAGGGCGCCCUCAGCGGCAUCGGCCGCCGCCGUGCCCGCGGUAUCGUCCGCAAGAGAGAGGAGCUGAAGGGCUUCACUUGCUUGGAUGACCUGCUGCACGUCAAGGGCAUUACCACACGCAUCCUGGAGCUCAACAGCCAGCGCAUGACGUGCCGGCGGUGCCCCGGCCCCGAGGGGCCCCCCCGAGCCAGCCCCACUCCCCUGGGGGACAGUGAGGACCGCAGGGCACAGGUGGUGGCUGAAGAGGAGGAGGAGGAGGCGCCAGGGCCCUGGGAGCCGGAGCGCCCCUGGAAGGGUCCCCCCAGGUCUGGAGCAGACCCUGAUGGUUCUGGGGGGCGGGGACCACAGGAGCCCCCCAGGUCCACCAGGGAGGAGGAGGAGGAAGAAGAGGAGGAGGAGGAGGAGGAAGGGAGCUGCUGCAGCGAGGAGGGGGAAGACAGCAGCAACGUGUACCUGUACUACACCCUGGGAGAGCGGUGGAUCGACUACCUGCAGCGCACUGGGGACGGGGGGCUGCUGCGGCACCUGCGCCCCAAGAUGAAGCGGAAGUCGGAGAAUGGGCCGGAUGGUCGGGCCUUGUCCCCCGGGAAGAAGCUGUGCAAGGGCUCUGACUAUGGCAGGACACUGGGUCCCUGUACACCCAGCCCCACGACCACCUUUGGGGACCUGCGCAAUGCCAAGGUGGGGCAGGCCCGGCGCCGGCGCAUCCCCUCGGUGGCCCCCCCACCCGAGCUGCAGGACUGGCUCCGCACCUUCCAGCGCUGGAGUGGCCCUGAGAAGCUGCUGGCCCUGGAUGAGCUCAUUGACCGCUGCGAGCCGGCGCAGAUCAAGUACAUGAUGCAGGUGCACGGCGAUGUCCAGCAGGUACAGUGCGUCGCUGAGCCCGUCCAGGGCCUGCCACAGCCCCGCGUGUGCCUCCUGCACCUCGGGGAAGCAGCACCUGGGGUACGCAUGGCAUCACGAGGCAUGCCUGGGACGGGGCCAGGACACCCCCACCCCCACCCCAACCCUGCUGCCGCGCACCUGAGGAUGAGGACGACCCAGUUGUACAGGAUGGGCAGCACCAUGAGGCUGAUCCAUCUGUAG